This is a messenger RNA of Aphidius gifuensis, 1036 nucleotides long. RefSeq names its product ribosome biogenesis protein BRX1 homolog. Gene Ontology annotation, biological process: rRNA processing; ribosomal large subunit assembly. NCBI's taxonomy places the organism in Eukaryota, Metazoa, Arthropoda, Insecta, Hymenoptera, Braconidae. Gene Ontology annotation, molecular function: rRNA binding. The transcript is spliced from 3 exons. Gene Ontology annotation, cellular component: nucleolus. The coding region runs from base 155 to 1036 and encodes 293 amino acids. The record is from RefSeq and is a predicted model, not a curated record.
UACUGUGUACAUAUAUGUACUGUAUUUAAAGUGUGUGUCGUUGACUGUUGCAUGUAUUUGCCACUAAAAUUCAAUAAACUAAAUUACAUAGUUUCCACGUGGUUAAUAAUUUUUUAAAAUUGUAUAAUAAUUAAUACUAUAUUUAAUAACAAAAAUGAAAAAUAAAUCAUUAAAAAGAAGUGCUCCACCAACAAAAGAGGUAGAGCCAUCAGUUGAAUUACCAGCAAAACGAUCAUCUGAUGAGCCUCCAACAAAAAAAGUCAAAUGGAUAAAUCGACAACGAGUAUUAAUGCUUGCAUCACGUGGAAUAAAUCAUCGUGAUCGUCAUUUAAUGGAAGACAUAAAAAAUCUAAUGCCUCAUCAUCGUACUGAAGCCAAGAUGGAGAGACAAAAAAAUCUUCAAAUUAUCAAUGAAAUAUGUGAAUCUAAAAAUUGUAACAAAGCAAUAUUAUUUGAAGGAAGACGUAAACGUGAUCUUUAUGCUUGGUUUUCCAAUAGUCCAGUUGGUCCAUCAGUAAAAUUUAUGGUUGAAAAUGUUUAUACAAUGGGUGAAUUAAAAUUAACUGGUAAUUGUUUAAAAGGAUCAAGACCAAUAUUAUCAUUUGAUGAAAAUUUCAGUCGUCUACCACAUUAUGCAUUGUUGAAAGAGUUGUUGACUCAAAUAUUUGGUGUACCAAAUAAACAUCCAAAAAGUAAACCAUUUUUCGAUCAUGUUUAUACAUUUAGUGUUCUUGAUAACAGAAUUUGGUUUAGAAAUUAUCAAAUUUUAACUGAAGAUGGUGGUCUUGCUGAAAUUGGACCAAGAUUUGUAUUGAAUCCAGUUAAAAUAUUUGCUGGUAGUUUUGGAGGUGAAACAAUUUGGGAUAAUCCACAUUACAUAUCACCAGCAAAAUACCGUCAAAGCAUUAACAAACAGGCUUGCAGUAAAUACAUUAAUCGAGUGGAGCAAAAAAUGACCCAAGAGGCUAACAAGCCAUCAAAGUCAUAUGAUUUGAAUCCACUCGAUGAAGUGUUUAAAGAGUCUUAUAAAAAAUAA